AUGGGGGGCCCCCUUGCUGGCCGGGCGCCUCUCGGCAUUGAGCUGUCGGCUCCAGGGGGCCACCCGGGGGGCCCCCCUUGCGGGGAGGACCCGGAGGCCCCUGGGUUACUGUCGGGGGAGCUGGGGGCCCCCCUGUUGGCGGAUGGACAGCCCCUUUCUCCCUCGGAAAGCGAGCCUUCGGAUGGCCAAAAUGGUUUCUUUUUCGAGGCCCCCCGGGACAUAGAGGGGGGUUUUCAAGACCGGAGUCCUUCGGGUUUGCAGGGGGCCCUUGGGAGAUUUUCGGAGGGCGUCAAGAGCUUCUUAAUGCGGUAUGUGGGGCCCCGGGGGCCCCCGUCUUUGGUGCGGCCCCUUCUGGGGGCCCCCCGGGGUGGGGGCCCCCCUGGUAGUGGCUGGGGCUCGGGCCCGCGCAGCUGGCUGGCCCCGGAGACGCAGCAGAUAUGGGGCCCGUGCGGAGGGGCCCCCCCGGGGGCCCCCUU
Messenger RNA from Eimeria tenella, 476 nucleotides. Its product is annotated as autophagy protein APG9, putative. The transcript has a single exon. NCBI's taxonomy places the organism in Eukaryota, Apicomplexa, Conoidasida, Eucoccidiorida, Eimeriidae. The record is from RefSeq and is a predicted model, not a curated record. The annotation marks the transcript as partial.